Molecule: messenger RNA, 1390 nt
Organism: Haliotis rufescens (red abalone)
Lineage: Eukaryota; Metazoa; Mollusca; Gastropoda; Lepetellida; Haliotidae
Product: transcription factor HES-1-B-like
Exons: 4
Coding region: 107-1111 (334 amino acids)
Biological process (GO): regulation of neurogenesis; anterior/posterior pattern specification; regulation of transcription by RNA polymerase II
Cellular component (GO): nucleus
Molecular function (GO): DNA-binding transcription factor activity, RNA polymerase II-specific; RNA polymerase II cis-regulatory region sequence-specific DNA binding; protein dimerization activity
Source: RefSeq, a predicted model, not a curated record
GUGCGUUUUAAGAAAACGACACUUCGUUAUCUAUCUUAUUGACUUUGUUUUCGUCAGGAGGAACAUUCCAUGUGACAGUAGCUCUCGCCCAUUCUUGCACAUAACGAUGCAUUCCGACAGCACGAAAACACCCGGGAAUGAACCACGAGACAGGAAAAGCACGAAACCCAUGAUGGAGAAGAGGCGAAGGGCGAGAAUCAACGCCUCAUUGGCUGAACUGAAGUCUCUUUUGUUGGAAGCAAUAAAAAAAGAAGGAGCACGACACAGCAAAAUGGAGAAAGCUGACAUCCUUGAAAUGACAGUGAAGCAUCUGAGACAAAUGCAAAGACAUCAUUUUACAGUUGCAGCGGCAGAUGAUCCGUCCAUCAUGAACAAGUAUCGCCUCGGAUUUAACGAGUGUUCACUAGAGGUACAGCGCUACCUGACGUCAGUUGAAGACAUGAAUACUGACGUCAAGACCAAGUUGCUGGAUCACAUUGCCUGCUACCUGGCCGGAAUAGAAACGUCGGAUACCGCCAAUACUACAGAAACGCCAUCACUAACGUCAUCACCACCACCACACACACCGUGUUGUAAACAGGAAAUACAAUCAAGGACAACGUCGCCGCCUAGAGUAAAUAUGCAGGUGUCUUCAGUUGCUACCGACGUGAACAACAACGCUCCCGCCAUGCCGUCAUUGGAGUCCAUAAAAUCAGAAACUAUGUUCAGUGGACUUCAGGUUAUUCCAACGCAGCUAUCAUCCGGCGAAAUUGCCUUUGUGUUGCCCGCCAAUGUAUUCAGACAAUGUCAGACGCCUAACUAUGUGAUACCCGUAUAUGCAGGAACGUCUCCAAAAACGUCUGUAUCAGUACCGUCAGUGACAAACGCGACCCAUUAUUCAUCCGAAUCUCAUCAUUCACACGCAGUUCAUAGAAUGACCAACACACAAACUGUACCUGCCGACAGGAGUUAUCUCCCUUGUGCGGCCGUGACCCCUGUCAAGACAAUAUAUGACAAACAAGAGACUGAUGAUUCUGUGGCCAAGAAGGCAACUAUUGGUGUCCAUGUGUGUAGAAACUUACCCCAGAACGUUGAACAUGUGUGCGACGAGGCAGUCUGGCGACCAUGGUAGAUAGAAACAACUCCACGAGUUUCCAUGUGUUCCAUGUUACCGUUGUUUGAAAGGGAUACGAGCUAACAAAUACCUGUGCAGCAAGCUUCGUGGACAAUUUCUGACGCUGUGAACUCACGGUUUUACAACACGUCGUGGCAGGAGUCCACAUACAGACCACGUUUAUAGCAAAGUUUAUUGAAAUAUGAAAACCAAAUUAUGUGCUAAAGGACACGUAUUGCACUGUUGUACGACAUAAAUGAUUAACAGUUGCACCCGAAUAAAGAAUAUAUAUGUUUA